GGAGCAACGGGGCGGGGCCUGUCUCUCGCCAAUUAGAAGUGCCAGGAGGUGGGCCUGUCGGUCUGCGGACGGCUGAGGCGCCAUGAAUAUUUUACCCAAGAAGAGCUGGCACGUCCGGAACAAGGACAAUGUCGCCCGCGUGCGGCGUGACGAGGCCCAAGCCCGUGAGGAGGAGAAAGAGCGUGAGCGGAGGGUGCUGCUCGCUCAGCAGGAGGCCCGCACAGAAUUCCUGCGGAAGAAAGCCAGGCAUCAGAACUCGCUUCCUGCAGUGGAAGCAGCAGAAGCGGGAGCCCCAGGCAGUUCUGGCCCUGUGGAUCUGUUUCGGGAGCUGCUGGAAGAAGGGAAAGCGGUGACAAGAGGCAAUAAAGAAUACGAAGAAGAGAAGCGACAGGAGAGGGAGAGGCAAGAGAAAGCCCUGGGCAUCCUGACAUACCUGGGCCAGAGUGCAGCGGAAGCCCAGACUCAGCCCCCGUGGUACCAGCUGCCCCCGAGGCAGGGCGGCCCCGCUUCUGGUCCUGGACCCGAUGAGAGGAUCAAGAGCCGCCUGGACCCACUGCGGGAGAUGCAGAAGCACUUGGGGAAGAAGAGAAAGCACAGCGGAGACAGUGGUGGUCACAGCACAAAGGAAAAGAAGGCUCCUGAGAAACAACGACCCAAAGGGCCUCCGUCCCUGGAACAGCUGCGAGCGGACCGUCUGCGGCGGGAAGCGGCGGAGAGGGUGCGGGCAGAGGCCCUGCUGGCCCGGGUGGGCGGCAUGGCGGCCCCGGAGGAGCAGCCGGAAGAGGUGGACGAGCGGCGGAGGCGGUACAACUCGCAGUUCAACCCCCAGCUGGCCCGGCGUCCGCGCCGGCAGGACCCACCCGUGGCUCCCUGACUCUCAAGGGGGCACAGGAGAGGCCGCUGCUGCCAGCCGUCAUAUAAAACUAUUUAUUCAUAAAUAUUUUCCAAAAUGAAAA
Molecule: messenger RNA, 956 nt
Organism: Bubalus bubalis (water buffalo)
Lineage: Eukaryota; Metazoa; Chordata; Mammalia; Artiodactyla; Bovidae
Gene: LENG1
Product: leukocyte receptor cluster member 1
Exons: 4
Coding region: 83-874 (263 amino acids)
Source: RefSeq, a predicted model, not a curated record